AUGGCAGCCGAGAAGCGCACCAUUGGCAUGGGCAUGGACUACUCGCCGUCCAGCAAGACCGCCGCGAGGUGGGCCGUCGACAACCUGCUCAAGGCCGGCGACAGGAUCAUCCUCGUCCAUGUCCUCCCCAAGGGGGCGGACGCCAGCCACAAGGAGCUCUGGAAGAGCACCGGCCCGCCUUUGAUUCCUCUACCGGAGUUCAUGGAGAUGAACGUGCAAGCAAGGUAUGGAUUGAACCCUGAUAAAGAGAUACUGGAGAUCCUGCUAGCUGCAUCCAAGUCCAAGCAGGUGGAAGUACUAGCAAAGAUUUACUGGGGUGAUGCAAGGGAGAAACUCUGUGAGGCGGUAGAUGAUCUCAAGGUGGACUCCUUUGUGCUUGGUUGCAGAGGCUUAGGGCCACUGAAAAGGGCUCUCCUUGGAAGUGUCAGCAACUAUGUAGUCAACAAUGCAACAUGCCCGGUUACAGUGGUGCAUGGACCAAUUGGAUCGAGUGCCUGA
Molecule: messenger RNA, 498 nt
Organism: Miscanthus lutarioriparius
Lineage: Eukaryota; Viridiplantae; Streptophyta; Magnoliopsida; Poales; Poaceae
Source: the annotation of a GenBank genome assembly